Soboliphyme baturini is the source of this 1524-nucleotide messenger RNA. The record is from the annotation of a GenBank genome assembly. NCBI's taxonomy places the organism in Eukaryota, Metazoa, Nematoda, Enoplea, Dioctophymatida, Soboliphymatidae.
AUGCCACCAUCGCCGGGCAGCAUGCAAACUAAUGAAUGGAGCUGCCAUCCGCCGCGGUCUCCAGCAGAAGUUAAUCCUGUGCCCGAGAGAUGGCGUUCGAUGCGGGACGCAUAUAUCCCGGAAAGGGGUGUUAGCAUGUCGAACUGGACGACGCAGAGCGCAAGAGACACGCGUCUGGAAGACGAACUGUUUGGCGCCUGUAGCACGGGAAUCAAUUUCGACAAAUACGAGGAGAUUCCGGUAGAGGCGACCGGGCAGAACGUACCGAGCUGCAUUAACAAGUUUAGCGAACUUCAAAUGCACAAAUGGAUUAUGGAGAAUAUUGAUCUAUGCCAUUACGAAAAACCGACUCCCGUUCAGAAAUUUGCCAUACCGACUGCUCUUGCCGGUCGGGAUCUUAUGGCUUGUGCGCAGACGGGGUCUGGCAAGACUGCGGCGUUUUUGCUUCCGAUCAUUAACCACAUUCUUUGCGGAGGUCCAGAAAUGCUGCGCAGAGUACAGACGAUUCCUAACGGACGUCGCCGUCAUUUUCCGGCCGCCUUAAUUUUGGCACCGACGCGCGAACUUACUCUUCAGAUAUUUAACGAAUCUCGUAAAUUUGCGUAUCGUACUCCAAUUCAGUCGGCCAUCCUGUACGGGGGACGCGAAAAUUACCGGGAUCAGAUUCAUAAGCUGCGCCUCGGAUGCCAACUCUUGGUGGCUACACCGGGUCGUUUGAAUGACGUAAUUGAACAAGGCUACAUCGGCCUCGAAACCUGCAGAUUCCUCGUUCUGGAUGAAGCAGAUAGAAUGCUUGACAUGGGCUUUGAGCCCCAGAUUCGUCAGAUCGUGGAGAUGAGCGGCAUGCCUUCUCGUUCUCACCGUCAGACGAUGAUGUUCAGUGCUACGUUUCCACGUGAAAUUCAGCUUCUAGCACAGGACUUCUUAGUGCCGGAAUACGUUUUUCUCGCUGUUGGUCGUGUCGGUAGUACAUCAGAGAACAUCACCCAACGUGUCGCUUGGGUUGAAGAACAGGACAAACGUGCUUGUCUUCUGGAUCUUCUGAACGCCGAACCUCCUGGCGCAUUGACCCUUGUCUUCGUGGAAACGAAAAGAGGCGCUGCGGAACUGGCCAACUUCUUGACCCGCGAAAACUACAACGUCGUAGCUAUCCAUGGCGACUUGAAGCAGUGCGACCGAGAACGUCAUCUUGAGUCCUUCCGAUCAGGACAAACGCCAGUGCUGGUUGCAACUGCGGUCGCAGCUAGAGGUUUGGACAUUCCCAACGUAAAACAUGUGAUCAAUUACAAUCUUCCGUCGGACAUCGAUGAGUACGUUCAUCGCAUCGGGCGUACGGGACGCGUCGGAAAUACCGGCCUGGCUACUUCUUUUUUCAACGACAAGAACCGCAAUAUUGCACGUGAACUGGCCGAACUAGUGCUCGAGGCCAAUCAAGAAUUACCUGAUUGGCUGGAACGUCUGGCACGCGAGCAUCCUCGGCAGGUGCACCAUGGUGGUUCGAAGCCGCGCGGUCAACGGAAGUAA